GCACGGGUGGGCGGCGGGCCUCGUGCGCGGCUGGGGACAUGGCGAAGAGCCUGAGGAGCAAAUGGAGGAGGAAGAUGCGAGCGGAGAAGAGGAAGAAGAACGCGCCCAAGGAGCUGGAGAGGCUGAAAAAAAUCUUGGGAACCAACGCGGAUGUCGUCAUGGAGGAGGUCAAGGAGGUGGCGACCGUGCUGCCCCCCAAGAAGGUCCUCGAGCAGGGGGAUGACUGCAAAAUGGAUGUAGAUAAUAAACGAAACAAAAAAACUCUUCUAGACCAGCAUGGCCAGUACCCAAUAUGGAUGAAUUCUAGGCAGAGAAAGAAGCUGAAGGCGCAACGUGUUAAAGGGAAGAAAAAAUCAAAAUUGGCCAAAGGCCUAGUCUGGUAAAAUCAGUUUUGUAAGAUCAUGAAUAUUUUACUCACAAAAUAAAUACCCCAAAUAAGUACAUGAUAUUUUUAUGCUUGGCCACUGAGUAUAAUUUAUUGUGUUGCACGGACUUUUGAAGAGGCUGUUAGGCCAGCAAAUGAUGAAAGCAGUAUCAACUUGGUAUCUGCCGAACUUAAAAAAAAAAAUACAAAAAGCGAACUGAGUGCCUUUGAAUAGACUAAGUGUGUGUGGUUAUCUUUUCUUGGGGGGGGGGGUGUCUCCGUCUUUUAUAUGCUGAACGCUGAAAAUCCUGAAAAUAAUGAAACUAAAUGGUUUUUGUGCUGUGGUCUUUGUCAGUGUUACGUGUCCUUCAGUAAAUUUAACCAAAGGAUUCUGCAAACUCACCAUAUCCUGUAAAUUCUUCUGUGAAAUUACUUUUGUUGCGCCAAUUUGUGUUGCUUUUAACAUCUGAUAAUUAACGAAAAUGGGCUUUUAACAUGUAACCUAAAAGAGUAUACACUGAAAUCCACACCAAGGCUUCAUGAAACUUCUCUAAGUAAAAAGACAAAGUGUCAGUCUGACUUUAAUUCACAAAGAGAAAGUUGUUGGAACAAAGAAGUAUUUCACUGCUGUCUGUAACGGAAAUAUUGUAGGAACUACGUAACUGGAAGUAAAACUGAUUAUUAUUAGUAUGAGAGAAUGCAAAUGCACAGAUUGGAAAUAAAAUAGUUUUAUUUAAGACA
Messenger RNA from Gavia stellata (red-throated loon), 1105 nucleotides. RefSeq names its product LLP homolog, long-term synaptic facilitation factor (gene LLPH). The record is from RefSeq and is a predicted model, not a curated record. The transcript is spliced from 3 exons. Gene Ontology annotation, cellular component: nucleolus. Gene Ontology annotation, biological process: dendrite extension. The coding region runs from base 39 to 383 and encodes 114 amino acids. Lineage: Eukaryota; Metazoa; Chordata; Aves; Gaviiformes; Gaviidae. Gene Ontology annotation, molecular function: RNA binding.